Molecule: messenger RNA, 1668 nt
Organism: Plodia interpunctella (Indianmeal moth)
Lineage: Eukaryota; Metazoa; Arthropoda; Insecta; Lepidoptera; Pyralidae
Gene: rswl
Product: roswell
Exons: 5
Coding region: 397-1647 (416 amino acids)
Biological process (GO): mitochondrial tRNA 5'-end processing; positive regulation of mitochondrial translation
Cellular component (GO): nucleus; nucleoplasm; mitochondrion
Molecular function (GO): tRNA binding
Source: RefSeq, a predicted model, not a curated record
UCAAUGUCAACCUUGACGUUGGCAAAAUCAUCGUUUUGGUGAUCGAUGGAGCCAUGACACUUACAAAGUCCAACCUGUAACAGGUUGCAAGUUUUUCUUUUAGCCUAAAAAUAUAUCAAGAUAAGUAACCUACUAGGUACCUAUACUUUAACAACUAGGUAGUACUUACAAUACCGAUUGAAUUGAAGUAGCUUUUGUUCUGUGUAGUAUUGUACCAAAUAGGUACCUAUCUACAUAGUAAAUUGAAAAUUACUAUUUGAACAUUGAAUUUAAAAGCGUGCGAGUUGAGUGCGCCUAGUGAGCCUAUUGAGAAAUCCAAUAAAAGAAAGCGAUUCUAAUAUCAAACAUUUAUAGAAACGUAUCUUUACCAUAAUAAACAUUUAGUUGUCUAUAGACAUGUUUUGUGUUAGGGCUCUAAUUCAACUAAAAAAUUUGAACAAAUUUAAAGUUCAUACAAAUGCUACAAUAGUUAAAACAUUAAAUGUUAACAAUCAGAAAUUUUAUUCAACUAAAAUUAAAGAUGACACAGAUCAAAUGAUCGACGAGCUCUGUAAAGAAGAUCCUGAACAAGAAAAGAAACUUAGAAUAUUAAUGUUAGAAGUUGAAGUCAUGCGACAAGAUGGGAGAUGUGCCCCAAAUGUUUUAAAAAAACAGCAUUGGGAACAUUUGUUGCUUUUGCAGAGUCGUAGUCAAAGAAUAAAAUACCUGAACUAUCUUUGGAAAACUGAGAAGGCAAAAGAAAAUUCUAAAGCCAAAAAAGAAGCUAGUAGACAAAAAUUGGAAUCUACUUCCCCUGAAGAAUUUAAAGAAUAUCCUGAUGAUCUGCUAUAUGGUAUAAAAUACAGAUCACUAUUCCUACGAAUUCGUGAUCAAUCUAUCAACAACUUCGACAAUUACAAAGCUCUACUAGCUAUAACACAUGGUCAACAAGUGAUUUUAGACUGCUCUUAUGAGGAGCAUAUGGUACACAGGGAAAUCCUUAAUGCUGCCAAACAAAUGACAUUUGUUUUUGGAGAUAACAGAAUGCACAAGGAUCCAUUUGAUUUACAUUUGUGCAAUGUUAAUUUUAAAGGAAACUUCAUGCGUCAGUUAAAAAAAAACAUACCUUCCAUUGAUGAGCCUUGGUUUCCUAUGAAUUUUCAUGCUGAAAGUUACUUGGAUAUUUUUCCUAAGGAAAAACUGGUUUAUUUAACACCACACUGCCGGGAAGAACUUUCAACGUUUGACAGUGAUGCAAUUUAUAUAGUUGGAUGCAUGGUUGACAAGAUGAAUAAUGAACCACUGUCCUUGGCAAAAGCUAAAAGGGAUGGUCUAAAAAUGGCAAAAUUGCCACUUGACAGAUAUUUAGAAUGGGCUCCGGGUUCAAAGAAAAAUUUAAAUAUAAACCAUAUGAUACCAAUACUAUUGGAUCUAAAACUAACACGAGAUUGGGAAUAUGCUUUACGACACAUCCCAAGGAGGAAAUUGUUGGAAACAAAAAUAUUGGCCAUGCAAAAUAAACUUAAAAACCCAUUAUUGAAAGAUGAAGUGAUUAAAAACUUUAAAAAAUAUUCAAAUCUUGGGCCACUGAAAAAUAAUCCUUUAGCUUCAUUCAGAGACAGAAGAUCAAAGUCUAGAAAAUCUUUGUAUGAUGAUGAUAGUAUAUAAAGAAAAAAUAUAUCAGUUAAA